UCCCCGAUCUCCUGUCUUCUUUCUCUUUCUCUCCUUCUGUCUCCUUCUCUUUCUCUUGUUCGUUCUCUCACUCACUCUUCCAUUUUUUGCCACUGUGCCAGUUAAUUUAAAUGUAUCUGUUCAAGUGGAGAUAAUCCAUGCAAAUCAGAGUCACUGGCUCCCAGUGCUUGAUUCACAAAGAGAACUCCGCUUCAGGAGGUCACUCGUUCACAGCUGCUCCUCCCAUUAUAUUUUUCCCUUAUUGCAGAACUGCUGCAUGUAUACAGUGACUGAAAGGACUCAAUUUACUGCAACUGCUGCCUGGUUUUACUUACAACUUUCUGUAAAGGGAGACUUACCUUCUGUCUGUCUUGUUAAGGUGGCAAAAUGCAGCUCCUGAAACAUCUCCCCGCCUAGGCCAGAGGACUAUGGGGUUUCAUCUUGAGGUAUUUAUGGCACGAUGAUAAAUUUCAUCUUUCCCAGAAUGGUAUGAAGAUCAGUGAUGCAAACCACUGGCUUCGAUGAUGCUGGGCAUUUAUAACUGGAUUCAUUAAGGAAUACAAAGAAAAUACUUAAAGGGAUCAAUAAUGGUGUCUUCUGGUUGCAGAAUGCAAAGUUUUUGGUUUCUUCUCAUAAUUAGCUUCCUACAGUGUACAGAAGGUUUCAGCCGAGCAGCUUUGCCAUUUGGUUUAGUCAGGAGGGAACUGUCCUGUGAAGGCUACUCCAUAGACCUUCGGUGUCCAGGAAGUGAUGUCAUUAUGAUAGAAAGUGCUAAUUAUGGAAGGACAGAUGACAAGAUUUGCGAUGCUGACCCUUUCCAGAUGGAGAACACAGAAUGCUUCCUUCCAGAUGCCUACAAAAUUAUGACACAAAGGUGCAACAACCGAACACAGUGUAUAGUAGUUACUGGGUCAGAUGUCUUUCCUGAUCCCUGUCCUGGAACAUACAAAUAUCUUGAAGUCCAAUAUGAAUGUGUUCCUUACAUUUUUGUUUGCCCGGGGACGUUGAAAGCAAUUGUGGAUUCACCGUAUUUAUAUGAAGCUGAACAAAAGGCAGGUGCUUGGUGCAAAGAUCCUCUCCAGGCUGCAGAUAAAAUAUACUUCAUGCCAUGGACUCCAUAUCGCACUGAUACUUUGAUAGAAUAUGCUUCUUUAGAGGACUUCCAAAAUGGACGCCAACAGACAACAUAUAAACUUCCAAAUCGAGUGGAUGGUACUGGAUUUGUGGUAUAUGAUGGUGCUGUCUUUUUUAACAAAGAAAGAACCAGGAACAUAGUAAAGUUUGACUUGAGGACUAGAAUCAAGAGUGGAGAGGCCAUUAUCAAUUAUGCUAACUACCAUGACACUUCUCCAUACAGAUGGGGAGGAAAAACUGAUAUUGACUUGGCAGUUGACGAAAAUGGUUUAUGGGUAAUUUAUGCUACGGAACAGAACAAUGGAAUGAUAGUCAUUAGCCAACUGAAUCCAUAUACACUUCGUUUUGAAGCAACAUGGGAAACCACAUAUGACAAAAGGGCUGCAUCCAAUGCCUUUAUGAUCUGUGGAGUCCUCUAUGUAGUUCGAUCAGUAUAUCAAGACAACGAAAGUGAAACAGGCAAGAACACAAUUGAUUACAUUUACAACACCAGGUUAAGCAGAGGAGAAUAUGUAGAUGUUUCUUUCCCCAACCAGUACCAGUAUGUUGCUGCAGUGGAUUACAAUCCAAGAGAUAACCAACUUUAUGUGUGGAACAACAACUUCAUUCUACGAUAUUCUCUAGAGUUUGGCCCACCUGAUCCUGCUCAAGUGCCUACCACAGCAGUGACAAUAACUUCUUCAGCAGAGUUGUACAAAAGUACUGUAUCAACCACAAGCACCACUUCACAGAAAGGUCCCACAAGUACAACUUUAUCUGGGGGAACAAAGGAAGGAAGCAGAGGACCCAAGCCACCACCAGCAGUUUCCACAACCAAAAUUCCUCCUGUGACAAGUUUUUUCCCUUUGCCAGAGAGAUUCUGUGAGCCUGCUGAGGCCCGGGGGAUUAGCUGGCCUCAGACCCAAAGAGGAAUGAUGGUUGAACGCCCUUGUCCCAAAGGAACUCGAGGAACUGCCUCGUAUCUCUGCAUGGUUUCCACUGGAACAUGGAACCCUAAGGGCCCUGAUCUUAGCAACUGUACCUCACACUGGGUAAAUCAGCUGGCUCAGAAGAUCAGAAGUGGAGAAAAUGCUGCUAGUCUUGCCAAUGAGCUGGCUAAACACACCAAAGGACCAGUCUUUGCUGGCGAUGUAAGUUCAUCAGUGAGACUGAUGGAACAGUUGGUGGAUAUUCUUGAUGCUCAACUGCAAGAACUGAGGCCUAGUGAAAAGGACUCUGCUGGACGGAGUUAUAACAAGCUCCAAAAACGAGAGAAGACAUGCAGGGCUUACCUUAAGGCAAUUGUUGACACAGUGGACAACCUGCUCAGGCCUGAAGCUCUGGAAUCCUGGAAAGAUAUGAAUUCUUCGGAACAAGCGCACGCUGCAACAAUGUUACUUGAUACACUAGAAGAAGGGGCUUUUGUCUUGGCUGACAAUUUCGUAGACCCAACUAGAGUCUCAAUGCCCACAGAAAAUAUUGUUCUGGAAGUUGCCAUGCUCAGUACAGAAGGCCAGGUACAGGACUUGAAGUUUCCUCAGGGCAGUAAAGGAGGCAAUUCAAUCCAGCUCUCCUCAAGCACUAUAAAACAGAACAGCAGGAACGGGUUAGCAAAAUUGGUUUUCAUCAUUUACAAAAGCUUGGGACGGUUCCUCAGUACUGAAAAUGCUACCAUAAAGCUGGGCAGUGACUUUAUCAGUCGAAAUAGCACCAUUGCAGUGAACUCACACGUCAUUGCAGCCUCCAUCAACAAAGAGUCCAGUCGUGUGUACCUGACUCAUCCUGUGCAUUUUACCCUGGAACACAUUGAUCCUGACAAUUAUUUCAAUGCAAAUUGCUCCUUCUGGAAUUAUUCGGAGAGGACUAUGAUGGGAUAUUGGUCCACUCAGGGCUGCAAACUGGUUGACACAAAUAAAACUCAUACAACAUGUGCUUGCAGCCACCUAACCAACUUUGCAAUCCUUAUGGCUCAUCGGGAAGUUGUUUACAAAGAUGGAGUACAUGAGUUACUUCUCACAGUCAUCACCUGGGUGGGAAUUGUCAUCUCCCUUGUCUGCCUGGCCAUCUGCAUCUUCACAUUCUGUUUCUUCCGUGGCCUACAAAGUGACCGUAAUACCAUUCACAAGAACCUUUGCAUCAACCUAUUCAUUGCAGAGUUUAUUUUUCUAAUAGGCAUCGAUAAGACAGAAUACAAGAUUGCAUGUCCGAUAUUUGCAGGCCUCUUACACUUUUUCUUCCUGGCAGCAUUUGCCUGGAUGUGCCUAGAAGGAGUACAGCUCUAUCUCAUGUUAGUAGAAGUAUUUGAAAGUGAAUAUUCUAGGAAGAAGUACUAUUAUGUUGCUGGCUACCUCUUUCCUGCCACAGUAGUUGGUGUCUCAGCAGCUAUUGACUAUAAGAGCUAUGGAACAGAGAAAGCUUGCUGGCUCCAUAUAGAUAACUGUUUUAUCUGGAGUUUCAUUGGGCCAGUUACCUUCAUUAUUCUGCUGAAUCUUAUCUUCUUGGUGAUCACAUUGUGCAAAAUGGUGAAGCACUCAAACACUUUGAAACCAGACUCUAGCAGGUUGGAAAACAUUAAGUCCUGGGUCCUGGGUGCAUUUGCUCUCCUGUGUCUUCUUGGCCUAACAUGGUCAUUUGGCUUGCUGUUUAUCAAUGAGGGGACUGUUGUGAUGACAUAUCUCUUCACAGUAUUUAAUGCUUUCCAGGGAAUGUUUAUUUUCAUCUUUCAUUGUGCCCUUCAAAAGAAAGUACGUAAGGAAUAUGGCAAGUGCUUUCGGCAUUCCUACUGCUGUGGUGGACUGCCAACUGAGAGCCCCCACAGUUCAGUGAAGGCAUCAACAACAAGAACUAGUGCUCGCUAUUCCUCUGGCACUCAGAGCCGUAUAAGAAGGAUGUGGAACGACACUGUGAGAAAACAAUCGGAAUCUUCCUUUAUCUCAGGUGACAUCAACAGCACUUCAACACUUAAUCAAGGAAUGACUGGCAAUUACCUACUAACAAACCCUCUUCUUCGACCACAUGGCACUAACAACCCCUAUAACACAUUGCUCGCUGAAACAGUUGUAUGUAAUGCCCCUUCAGCUCCCGUGUUUAACUCACCAGGACAUUCACUGAACAAUGCCAGGGAUACAAGUGCCAUGGAUACUCUACCGCUAAAUGGUAAUUUCAACAACAGCUACUCACUGCGCAAUGGAGACUAUAAUGACAGUGUGCAAGUUGUAGACUGUGGACUAAGUCUGAAUGAUACUGCUUUUGAAAAAAUGAUCAUUUCAGAAUUAGUGCACAACAAUCUGCGGGGCAGCAGCAAGAACCACAACCUAGAGCGCACGCUACCAGCCAAAGUUGUGAUAGGCGGGAGCAGUAGUGAAGAUGAUGCCAUUGUGGCAGAUGCUUCAUCUUUGAUGCACAGUGACAACCCAGGACUGGAGCUUCACCAUAAGGAGCUUGAGGCACCACUUAUUCCUCAACGGACUCACUCCCUUCUGUACCAGCCACAGAAGAAAGUGAAGACCGAAGGAACUGACAGCUAUGUCUCACAGCUGACAGCUGAGGCUGAAGACCACCUACAGUCCCCCAACAGAGACUCUCUUUACACAAGCAUGCCCAAUCUUAGAGACUCUCCUUACCCAGAGAGCAGCCCUGAUGUUGAAGAAGAUCUCUCUCCCUCCAGGAGAAGUGAGAAUGAGGACAUUUACUACAAAAGCAUGCCAAAUCUUGGAGCUGGCCAUCAGCUUCAGAUGUACUAUCAAAUCAGCAGGGGUAAUAGCGAUGGCUAUAUAAUUCCCAUUAACAAGGAAGGAUGUAUUCCUGAAGGGGAUGUUAGAGAAGGACAAAUGCAACUAGUGACAAGCCUUUAAUAGUGUAGCAAAGAAAUAUUAAAGGCCAUAUACAAGUAUUAAAAAGACUUAAUUGGCCCCAUGCAGGCUCCCUCAUAUCUGCUCGAAGAGACAAUUCUGUUCACCCUGUGGUUCUCCGAUGUAGAGGGGAUGAUGGACCUUGCAGUUCUGUGAAUUUUUAUAAAACAAAAACUUUGUAUAUACACAGAGUAUACUAAAAUGAAUUAUUUGUUACAAAGAAAAGAGAUACCAACAAGGUAUUUUAAGAUUAUCUUCUGCUGCUGAAUUUAAGGAAAUUGUGAAACAAAGAAAAAACUUCCCAGCCAUUUUACUGCAGCAGUUUGUGAACUAAAUUUGUAAAUAUGGCUGCACCAUUUUUUUGUAGGCCUGCAUUGUAUUAUAUACAAGACGUAGGCUCUAAAAUCCUGUGGGACAAAUUUACUGUACCUUACUAUUCCUGACAAGACUUGCAAAAGCAGGAGAGAGAUUCUGCAUCAGUUUGCAGUUCACUGCAAAUCUUUUCCAUUAAGGCAAAGAUUGAAAACAUGUCUAACCACUAGCAAUCAAGCCACAGGCCUUAUUUCAUAUAUUUCCUCAACUGUACAAUGAACUGUUCUCAUGAAAAAUGGCUAAAGAAAUUAUAUUUUGUUCUAUUGCUAGGGUAAAAUAAAUACAUUUGUGUCCAACUGAAAUAUAAUUGUCAUUAAAAUAAUUUUAAAGAGUUUGAAGAAAAUAUUGUGAAAAGCUCUUGGUUGCACAUGUUAUAAGCUGUUUUUAUUACACUCUGUUCAUAGUACUAUAGUAUGUUUAAAAUGCAAGUUCUACCCAUUUUCACUUAUUUUUCACUGUAAACAGUGUUCUGCUUUUACAAGUUAGUUUUUAUUCUUACGUUUAAAUUUUUUAUUGCCAAAAGAACAUAACAUCGGGGCAGAAAUUUUUCUUAGAAGCCAAUUAUGCCAAGCCUUGCACAAAUUUGGUAAAAUCUAGCUAAGAUUGUAAAUCAGUUCCCUGUUCAUUCUUUAAUCAGGGUUGAGUUGGGAGGGGGAAAGGGGACACUGGACACUUCUCACAAACUUUCUGGUGAGCAAAGGUGCCUGUCCUUUUUAAAAAAUGAAAUAAAACAUGAAUAGUACUCUUCCAUAUUCCUUCUGCCUAUAUUUAGUAAUUAAUUUAUUUUAUGAUAAAGAUCUAAUGAAAUGUAAAUUGUUUCUGCAAAAUUCUGCUUUUUUUCAUCCCUUUGUGUAAACUGUUAAUAAUGAGCCCAUCACUAAUAUCCAAUGUAAAGUUUAACACCUGUUUGACAGUAAAUAAAUGUGAAUUUUUUCCAAAUAGGUAAAAUGUGCAUUAUUAUAUAUGAAGUGGAAUUGGCACUAAACUUCCUUUGACCCAAGUGUAUUUGUUUUGCUUAAAUUGCUCCCUUUGUAGUUCAUUAUUUAAAUUUUAAAAAUACAAUAGAAUCUGUAUGUCUGUUUCUACUGAAUAGAGGUCAUCAUUGCUGCUUAGCAUUCUAGUCACAAUCAUAUAUGAUCAAAAUCAGAUACAUGAGCUCCAUUAGGAAAUUGUAAUGUAAUCUCAUGCAUUUACAUAACAGAUUUUCUUUUUAAGUAGGAAUCUGUACUAAAAUUAAAAAUUGUGGUAAGCUCUACAGUCGUAUUUUGGGCAAUGGUAAUUAGAUGUUUUUAAAUAGUAAGGAAGGUGUAUUUUGGCAGUGA
Gavialis gangeticus (Gharial) is the source of this 6637-nucleotide messenger RNA. RefSeq names its product adhesion G protein-coupled receptor L2 (gene ADGRL2). Lineage: Eukaryota; Metazoa; Chordata; Crocodylia; Gavialidae. Bases 567 to 4946 code for a protein of 1459 amino acids. The record is from RefSeq and is a predicted model, not a curated record. The transcript has 24 exons. Gene Ontology annotation, molecular function: carbohydrate binding; G protein-coupled receptor activity. Gene Ontology annotation, cellular component: neuron projection; membrane. Gene Ontology annotation, biological process: brain development; adenylate cyclase-activating G protein-coupled receptor signaling pathway; cell surface receptor signaling pathway.